Messenger RNA from Chaetomium strumarium, 1056 nucleotides. RefSeq lists its product as uncharacterized. The record is from RefSeq and is a predicted model, not a curated record. Bases 1 to 1056 code for a protein of 351 amino acids. NCBI's taxonomy places the organism in Eukaryota, Fungi, Ascomycota, Sordariomycetes, Sordariales, Chaetomiaceae. The transcript has 2 exons.
AUGAUUAUUCUGUGCUCACUAUAUCCUAUACGGCCUAUCCGCUACACCUACGAAGAUAGGGAUCAAGACUCGGUAUCGCCACAUCUCUCGCUCUACUUUGCCGACAACGAGGACGGAGAGGGUCGUGCUGCUAUCAAUAUCAAGUCGGGCGAUCGCCGGGAGUCCCGUCUCGCAUACUGGACGGUCCCUCGAUUCGCUCAUCCCAUCACCCAGAAGCUCGCCGCGCUCGACAACGGCUUCCGACGCCUUGCUGGCACAUCGGAGCAGGGGCCUGGGACCCUUGCGAUCGACUUCAUCCGUAGCAACCUCUUCCGCCGGAGCGACGGCCGCAUCCUUCCGCAUGACGUUGACGGCCCAAACAACGACAUUCUUGAUCAGCUGAAACCCAUUCUGGACCGGGCCAUCUUGGCGGGCGCCACAGUGUACAUCUAUGGUACUCAGUUCAGCAAUGGCAAGGGUAUACAUAACGUACACAUGAAUCAGGGGAACCCGCAACGCUGGGGGUGGGAAAACGGCGUUUUCCAGGACGGCGCUCUUAUCCUCGACUUCGAGGACCAUUGGGAGGCCAUCUUCAUCGGCUUCGCAUCGCAAGCCGUCCAUACCGAGGAUGGUCCCAACGAAGCCGGCCAGCCACUGCCACGGACCGGAUAUAUGACGUGGGCGAACUUUUUGGCACCCAAGAGUGCUUUCGACGACCGGUCCCGAGCCAAAUAUGACCUCGACGACUCGCCGGUGUUUAUCACGCGGGCGCUUGUCAACCCACUGAGGCGAGAUAACCAGCCGGGGACCCCUCCCCAGACCGUCACGCUGGCCAACCGGAAGGAUAAGGAGCAGGACUUGAGCGGGUGGAAGAUUCGUAAUGAGGCUACAGAGGAUCAGGAGCUACCAGCACCCCAGAAGAUUGCUGCCAAGGGCACCGUGAUAGUCAAAGUGCCAGAUGCUCCGCUCAACAACCAGGGUGGAACCAUUACCCUUCUCAAUGCGCAAGGAUUUAAAGUCCAUGGUGUCAGCUAUACGAAGGCUCAGGCUCAAGACGGCACGGUCUCUUUUAGCUAG